Molecule: messenger RNA, 1716 nt
Organism: Ciona intestinalis (vase tunicate)
Lineage: Eukaryota; Metazoa; Chordata; Ascidiacea; Phlebobranchia; Cionidae
Source: RefSeq, a predicted model, not a curated record
CUAUAUAAAAAAGCUUCACGUUCCGCACCAGCGCACAAAGAUUGCGCGGUCAAAAUGAAAUAAACAAAACCAGGAAAACAUGGUGUAUUUACAAUUAUAAACGAAUUAAAGUAUCAUAAGUUUUAAUAACACUUCAAGUACUACAUCAAGUUCAGGUUGUUUUCAAAGCAUGCACCGGAAUAACCACAGAUGAAAGGUGCGAUACAGAAAUACUUCGCUCCUUGUAAUAAUAACUCUCAAGUCACGAAACAUAAAAGAUCCCGAAGUAAUGACGUCAUUGAAAUAUCGUCCGAUGACGAUUUCAAACCAAAAAUUGAAAAACGUAAACGCAAGUUGCGUAAAUCUGAUGGAAAACAGACAAAAAGCCCCAAAUUAAAGAAUGGACAUUCUAGUGCUGCUGCCAAAAAAACUACAAUUAAAACACCAAGUUUACUAGAUCAUGGGGUUACAUCUAACAAGGAUAUAGUGGAAUUGGUAAAGACAGAAGUAAUUGACCUUGACUUGGAGCCUGAAACUUCACCCAAAAAGGGUGAAAAUGUUUCCAAACCUUUCAAAACUAUAAAGCAAGGCAAACUGCAGAGUGAAGAUUGUAAAAGUGUCGAAGGUGCUUCUAUUACUGCACAAAAAAACUUUUUAAAAAUGAAUCUAUCUCAAAAAAGUCAAUCUAAAACUGACAAUAAAAAACUUGGUGAUAACACAGGGCAAAAAGUUGGGGAUUUAAGUAACAAUACAGAGAAAGUUGGUGGAAAGGAAAGUGUUGGGAAGAGAGCUUAUUACCUUGAAAACUUUGAGAUGGUUGUGAAUAGCGUUCAACAAAACAGGGAUGAUUGGAGAUUAUUUGAAGGCGAAGACCAGAGUUGUGUCAAUAUGUUUCAACAACUGCAUGUGAAUGCAAGGAAACUUUAUGUCAGAUUGUUCAAUAGGAAAUAUGCAUGGUUGCCUAUUAAUAAGAUAUCGUACCCCGAGAUCUCACCCAACCCAUGCCCUUAUUUGGAAAUGUUAGCUUCUCAUGACUUUCUCCAGUCGAGCAUGAACGAAAUAUUAUCCUUGCAGGAAAUCCUGGGUUUAUUAUCUGCCCCUGAUGUUAAAGUAUUGGCAAAGUCAUUCAGACUUUCGGUCCAGGGACCAAAGCCUAAGAUUUGCGAUGCUAUUGAAUCAAUGUGUAAGAAACAGAAAAGUGUCUUCACAACAUCUAGUGGCCAACUAACAUCAACUGUUACGAAACAAGCGUUAAGUUUACUUGGGACGUGUUACAGGAUAAAUAGAAAUGUAAAGAAAGUAUUCAACAGACUUCUUCUUGUGUUUGACGUCACCAAGGGAACAGAGGACGACACUGACUUCACAAUAUCCAUACAUUCAAGUAAUAACCUCCAACAUAGAAAACAUCAACAAUUAUCAGCUGUGCUUAUGGAAGGAAUGGGAAGGGUUGCAUAUCCACGAUACGAGGUGAACCGACCCACCCCUAUAUUUGGAAACAGGGAUGAAUUAUUGGAGUACGAGAUUGCUUACCAGUUUCUUAUCGAUGCAAUAUCUGCGUCUGAUGUUUCUCAGUGGAAGGUAGCGGAUGACGUUUGUACACAAGCUACUGAACGCACUCCACCUACCCCAUGUAACAAACAACUACCAGUAUUCCUGAGAUGUUUCACUGCGCAAGCUGUUUAUGUUAAGGUACAAUCACUACAUGUAAGUUUAUUGUAUUGAGUUUUACAACUUUUG